AGCGAGCUGUCAAAUAAACGUCAAAACAGUUUGUGGUCGUCGCGAUAUGAAAAAAGUGCAAGCGCAAAGCAAUGAAGAGUAAAACAAAUACAAACACAAGACACUAAAAUCCAAGUGAUAAAUAAUUAGCAAAGCAUAAUUUGCAUAUGUAAAAUCCAGCAAGAUGGCUGAAAAGGAGCCAAAAACACCAGCACCAUCGCCAACGGAAGAGGGAAUCGCUUUGGCUGCUUCUGCUGCGGAUCGUGUCGCCGACGAUGGCGCAGCAGCAGAUCCUAACGCCAGCAGCACCAACAACAACGACAACACAAGCAGCAGCAGUGGCAGCAGCAGCAGCACAAAUGUAAAGGUUUUGAUAAUUGGCGCAGGAAUGGCUGGUCUGUCCGCUGCCAAUCAUCUGUUGCAAAACGGUUGCGAUGAUUUUCUCAUUGUGGAGGCUAGGGGACGUGUGGGUGGGCGUAUUGUUUCCAUACCGCUUACCAGCAAUCAAAAGGUGGAACUGGGCGCAAAUUGGAUACACGGCGUACUUGGCAAUCCGAUAUUUGAGAUUGCCGUACAGCAUGGACUAGUCAGCGUUGUGAACGUACCAAAGCCGCACAAAGUGGUGGCCACCACCGAAGAUGGCCAUCAGGUUCCUUUCAGCAUACUGCAGGAGAUCUACCAGGCGUAUGUUUGUUUCCUACGCCGCUGUGAUGAAUAUUUCCUCUGCCAGUACAGCCCGCCGCCGGACAUCAAUAGCGUUGGGGAGCACAUCAACUAUGAGAUCGAGAUCUAUCUCAGCUCCGUGCAGGAUCCAAAAGAGAAGCGCCUGAAACAAUUGAUAUUCAAUUGUCUGCUCAAGCGCGAAACCUGCAUCACCGGCUGCCACAACAUGAACGAGGUCGAUUUGCUGGAAUUGGGCAGCUACACUGAAUUGCAGGGCGGUAAUAUUGUGCUGCCCUCCGGAUACAGUUCGAUAUUGCGACCGCUUAGCGCACAGAUACCCAAAGAGUCGAUUGUGACCAAGUGCCCGGUGCGCAAGAUACACUGGAAGCGAAAAAAGACAUUCACCGGUCUGGAGACCGUUGACGAGGAGCACUCCGAGGACGAGGACGGGAAUGAUUCCGAUGAUUCGCAAAAGACAGUGACAGAAGUGCCGACAGCGUUGCGCGGCGCCUCCAUCGAAUCAAAUGCGAGCAACAAUUGUGAUUAUGAUGCGUCCGAGGCGGGUACUGUUCGCGUCGACUGCGAGAAUGGCCGAGUGUUCCAUGCAGCGCAUGUGAUAUGCACUAUACCACUGGGCGUGCUGAAGCAUACGCAUAAGACUCUCUUCGAUCCGGAGUUGCCGCACUACAAACAGGAAUCCAUUGAGAAUCUCAUGUUCGGCACCGUUGACAAAAUAUUUCUGGUCUAUGAGCGUCCCUUCCUCAGCGCAGCCAUAUCGGAGGUGAUGCUGCUCUGGGACGAUGAGAAGCAUGAGUCCGUUAGCCAGGAGGAGCGCGAAACGGAGGCGUACCUCAGCAAGCACUGGUUCAAGAAGAUCUACUCUUUUGCCAAGGUGACGGACACCCUGCUGCUCGGUUGGGUGUCGGGUCGCGAGGCGGAGUAUAUGGAAACAUUGUCCCAUGAAAUUGUCGCCGAUAAAUGCACCGAAAUACUGCGAGAUUUUCUACAGGAUCCGUAUGUACCCAAACCCAAGUUGUGUGUGUGCACUAGCUGGAAGACACAGACGUACACGGGCGGUGCAUACACCUCAAUACCCGUGGGUGCAACACAGGAGGAUAUUGAGAAUUUGGCGCAGCCGCUUUAUGCCACGCCGCAUGCCACAAAGCCGGCUAUUGUGUUUGCUGGCGAGCAUACUCAUUCCAGUUUUUACUCAACCGUACACGGCGCCUAUUUGAGCGGACGGACGGCGGCACAGUACUUGCUGGCCAGCGAUGAACCCGACGAGAUUAUCAUGGAGUCCGACGGCAGCGAUUUAAGCGCCUGGAUGCAGGGCAUCGCCCUCGACUGAGCCGCCUCAACUCGACGACAACACGAUUCAUUCAAUUUUGUUUUGUAUUAUAAUUUAUGUAUGUCCAAACAUUUUGUUGCUUUAAGGCACUUUUAUUUAUCGCUUCUGUCGCAUAGAGGCUGCUUUUUAGCUAGUGAUAUAACGAUUUGUAUAUUAUGUUUUCAUUGUGCAUUUGUUUCUAAUUGUUGAUUUUGUUUUUUUCGAUCAAAUAUCAUUAUUAUUUUGUAAUCCUUGAACAAUUCAUGCAACCUUAUAUUUAUAUAUAUACACAUGGAUCAUUUGUUUGAUAGAUCCAAAUGUAUUUGAAUACAAAUAUAAAAAGAAAAAACAAAAGAAAAAGAAAAUUACUCUCCGUGCACGCUAAGCAGCUUUCACUGUAAUGUUGUUAAUCGUGAGAAAAUGUGCACAAAAUGGUAAUUGUAAUGAGAAUCGAUUAGACCAUAAUAUAUAUAUAUAUAUACGCCUAUUUUUAUAAAUUCAUAUUAAAUGUAGUCGAAACUUGAUUUAAGUUAGCUGCAAUACAUUAUUAAAUUCAAAAAAUUCUCAAGCAAAGAUCGGCGACAGAACAAUUUCAAAUGGAACAAAUUGUAAAUUUAAUAAACUAUGUAACUAUGUAUUGUUAAUGUUAACUAUUUUGCUAACUAAAUUAUGCAUUAGUUAAUUCUCUAAGGCAACCGAUGAUACUAAAAUUAUGUGUAUCCAAUAUAGAUCUACAUAUUUAUUUGUAUUUAUUAACAGUUAUUUCAACUUGUGCGCAUACAGAGAAAUAAAUGAACACGCUAAAUUGCAA
Messenger RNA from Drosophila grimshawi, 2780 nucleotides. Its product is annotated as peroxisomal N(1)-acetyl-spermine/spermidine oxidase. The transcript has 5 exons. Gene Ontology annotation, molecular function: polyamine oxidase activity. The record is from RefSeq and is a predicted model, not a curated record. Bases 164 to 1990 code for a protein of 608 amino acids. Lineage: Eukaryota; Metazoa; Arthropoda; Insecta; Diptera; Drosophilidae.